AUGCGUCUACCGCCUUACCCUAGCUUCGGAUGUCGCGGUCUUUUGGCGGUGACAACAGUUGCCAAGUGUAUUGGUCUGGACUGGACUAGCACAAAUAAUCCUAGGUCCUUACUGUGCUGUCGCAUGUGUGGCUGGAACUGGGCACGACAUUACGGCGUAGGAAUAGAGAAGUUCCUUGGUAGCUACCAUGGUUCGAUGUCUAACACAGCGCCGAUUCAAGUCCGUUCUAAGCCUUUGUCAAGUCUAGACCCAACGAUUCUCAUGGAUCUUUUGGAGCACUACUCUGUUCUGGAUCUGGAAAUGACUUCCUGCAUAGAUAUCCAAGAUGAGGCGGUCGAUAAACUAGCGUAA
Molecule: messenger RNA, 351 nt
Organism: Aspergillus tanneri
Lineage: Eukaryota; Fungi; Ascomycota; Eurotiomycetes; Eurotiales; Aspergillaceae
Exons: 1
Coding region: 1-351 (116 amino acids)
Source: RefSeq, a predicted model, not a curated record